AAGGAAGAGACCGCCGUUUAUUACUUGAGCAGAAGUAAAAGACCUUGGGCUUUGGUGGUGGGUCUACUACCGGACACUUAUUAUUACGUGAAAGUAAUGGCGUAUAAUGCCGCCGGGGAGGGAUCCGAAAGCGAGAAAUAUUUGGAGAGGACGUACAAAAAAGCUCCGCAGAAGCCGCUGUCCUCGGUCAACGUGUUCGAGAUGGAUCUGUCGACGAUCAGAGUGACCUGGUGUUACGUGCAACCCAGUUUAGAGGAGGAGUCGUUGAUCGGUUAUAAGAUCAGAGUCUGGGAACUGGAC
Messenger RNA from Ceratina calcarata, 300 nucleotides. Its product is annotated as contactin-like. The transcript has a single exon. The record is from RefSeq and is a predicted model, not a curated record. NCBI's taxonomy places the organism in Eukaryota, Metazoa, Arthropoda, Insecta, Hymenoptera, Apidae. Gene Ontology annotation, molecular function: protein binding. The annotation marks the transcript as partial.